This is a messenger RNA of Labrus bergylta (ballan wrasse), 2960 nucleotides long. RefSeq lists its product as uncharacterized. Gene Ontology annotation, biological process: signal transduction; nervous system process; regulation of membrane potential. The record is from RefSeq and is a predicted model, not a curated record. Gene Ontology annotation, cellular component: neuron projection; plasma membrane; synapse. Lineage: Eukaryota; Metazoa; Chordata; Actinopteri; Labriformes; Labridae. Gene Ontology annotation, molecular function: serotonin-gated monoatomic cation channel activity; acetylcholine-gated monoatomic cation-selective channel activity.
CAGAAUGAGUUUGUCAACUGGGAUCCAGUCCAGUGCGGCUCCAAAAUGAUUACCCUUCCAAGAUCCAUGUUUUGGGGGCCAGAUAUUGUCAUCAAUGAAUUCAUGGAUGAAAACACAGCCCCCUUUGUCCCGUACGUGUAUCUGUACCAUGACGGCAAAGUCCACGAUGCUCUACCAGUCAGAAUUGUGAGCUCGUGUAACCUUGAUAUCUACACCUUCCCAUUCGACGUACAGAACUGCACCAUGACUUUUAACUCCUACAUACACUUCGCCAUGGACAUCCAGAUUUUGCUUGGCAGGUCUGCAGAAAACAUUACAUUGAACUCCAAGAACGUGAUUACCACUACUGGGGAGUGGGAGCUGCUGGAAAUCACCUCCUACAAAAACGAAUCAGGACAAGAUAAGAGUGACUACAUUGAUGCGCUUAUAUUCAAUGUCCGAGUGAGGCGCCGGGCCACCCUGUACGUUGUGAACUUGUUGAUCCCCAGCUGCUUCCUUAUCACAGUCGACCUCUUCAGCUUCUUGCUGCCUCCUCAGGCUGUGGACCGAUCCUCCUUUAAGAUGACUCUGAUCCUGGGCUACACCGUCUUCCUGCUCAUCAUGAACGACCUGCUGCCCGUCACUGGAAACAGCAUACCUCUCAUAAAUGUGUUCUUCUCUCUCUGCCUUGCUCUGAUGGUGACCAGUUUACUGGAGACCAUCCUCAUCACUAACCUGCUGAAUGGCUCUGCUGAUUUCUCUCCCCUUCCGCACUGGAUCCGUGUGAUUGUCCUACAGUUCCUGGGCUGCGUUGUUUGCCUGCCUCAGAAGACAAAAGAAACAAAGCGCUUCGAAAUGCCUGUGGUGGCAAAGCGGACAGCGAAUGAAGGGCCUUCAGAUAUAUCGGGGUCUGGUGCCGAGGGCAGGGCCGUUCAGGAGCUGAGGAGUCUGGGUAAGGACCUCCAGGCCAUCCGUCUCCAGGUGGAGAAGCAGAUGGGCCAAAGCGAGAGCUCUGAAGAGUGGAUCCAGUGCUGCCCGCUGAAAGUCAAGCCUUCUAAGGUUCUUUUCGUCUUCAUCUCUCUACUCUUGUAUGCCCCGUGCAGCCCCGCCAUGCUAAACUGUACCCGACCUGACCCGCUGUCCCUGCUGGAGGCUCUGAAACCGGUGUUCGACCUGGGUACCAUUAGACCUGUGACGGACAUGUCGACCUCAACCAACGUCACCAUUGACUUUAUCCUGGCUGGAAUUUUAGGAGUGGAUGAAAAGGCGCAACUCCUGACGACGUAUAUCUGGCAAACUUUGGUGUGGAGAAAUGAGUUUGUCAGCUGGGACCCAGAACAGUGCGGUUCGUCGUGGAUUACAAUCCCAAGGAAUCUGCUCUGGGUACCAGAUGUGGUUAUCAAUGAGUUUAUGGAGAAGAACUCGGCUCCAUUCGUCCCGUACAGCUACCUGUUUUCUGAUGGCCGUGUGAUAGAUAAAAUGCCUGUCAGAGUCGUCAGCUCCUGCAGACUGGACAUCUACACGUUUCCAUUUGACAUCCAGAACUGCACUUUGAGCUUCAACUCCUACUUACACACUAUUUCUGCUAUCUACGUCAACCACUCGUCCAUAGAGAAAAUAGUAGAACUCUCUAAACAAGUGAUGACGUCUAAGGGUGAAUGGCAACUGGUCGGAAUCACAGUGAAGACGUACAUAUAUCCGACUACAUCAGGAGAUCCUUACCAACAGGUUCGCUUCUAUGUCUCAGUGAGGCGCCAGGCCACCCUGUACGUGGUGAACUUGUUGAUCCCCAGCUGCUUCCUCAUUACAGUCGACCUCUUCAGCUUUGUGCUGCCUCCCAAGAGCGUCGACCGGUCCUUGUUCAAGAUGACCCUGAUCUUGGGCUACACAGUCUUCCUGUUCAGCAUGAAUGACCUGCUGCCCAUCACUGGGGACACCAUACCACUCAUAAAUGUGUUCCUGUCUCUGUGCCUGACUAUGAUGGUGGCUAGUUUACUGGAGACCAUUCUCAUCACCAACCUGCUGUGUGGCUCCGCCCACUACCGUCCUGUUCCCCGCUUUGUCCGGGUGUUGGUUCUUCAAAUCCUGGGCCGCCUGGUGCUGCUUUCUCCGAAACCCAGCGAUCUAGAGGACAGGGUCAUCCAAAAUCCUGCUGCAGGAGAAAUAAAAGAGCCCUCUCCUGUGGCAGAGGGCAGGGAGGCUCCAGAGCAGAAAGGACCACUUGAAGAGGACAAGGCCCUGCAGGAGCUGAGGAGUCUGGGAAGGGAUCUCCAGGACUUCCACCUUCAGCUGAAGCAGCAGCUGGAUGGAAACCAGGGCUCAGAGGAUUGGAUCCAGGUGGGUUUUAUUAUAGACCGUCUGCUGUUCGGCCUCUACAUCAUCUUCAUAUUAGUCAGCUUCAUUACCAUGACUGUUAUCUGGAUGCAGUCAUACAACAUAUCCUAAAUUAGUUUUGAGUUGAUUUUAUUCUCCUAAUUUGUUGGAUUUUGUGUUUUUUUACUGACAACGUUUGUUCAUAAAACUCAACUUCAACUAUCACAGUUAUUCUUUAUUAUUUCACCUUCAUAUUAUGUAAUUAUAUAGUCCAAUUUUGUCUUUCUAGAAAUGUAUACAUUUCAAGCCGCUGCAUUACGUCUCACAACAUAUGGAUGGAUGAGUAACAAUUAACACUCAAGAGUUUGAAAGCUGCUGAUCUGACUGUAGAAUAAAAUACUGUUGAGAAUUGUCAUCUAUGAACACUGUAUUCCAACCAGUUUACAUUCAAGUUUUCCAUCACUGUUUUUAUUUGUCCUGAUUAAUAUAUUGUAUUGCAUUAGGUUUAAAUGUCCCAGAAUUAUAUUGACAAAAUGAUGUAUUAUGUGUCACUUGAAUCAGUCAUAAACAUCAAAGAUUUCUAUGCUACAUGUUGGAACAUGGAUUUUUUUUCGUAAACUUCUUCAAAAAACAAAAUGUGUGCAUCUAUUACUUUUCUAUCUGCGCUG